UUUGCCCCGCCUUUUCCGGCAAAUGACGCAAGCCAGACACCCAAGAUGGCGGCGCCCAGGGCGCUGGCUGCAGCUCGCCGGGCGGCGGCGCGGGGGUGGCGCGGUGUGGGGGGGGGAGGCGGUGGUCCCGGGGAGCCGGGCGCGGUGCGGAGCCGCCUGUACGAGCACGUCCGCGAGGGCCGGAGCGCGCGGCCGCAGCUGGAGGUGUCGGCGCUGAGCGAGCGGGAGCUGGAGCGGCGGCAGGGCCCGCUGCGGGGCCGCGACCUGCGCGAGAUCGUACAGACGUGGACUCGGCUGCGGGACGUUCGCGCCGCCAUCGCCCGGCUGGAGGAUGAGAAGGGACAAGUGGCCCGAGGGGUGCGGGCCCUGAUGGCAGCCCAUGACAAGCAGACAGUGGAGGCGCUUCCUGCCUAUGGAGUGCUCCGGGCCCGUGGGCGCCAGAUCCGGCUGGAGCUGCAGGAGCUUCUGGCCCAGGAGGCCUCCCUGGAUGAGAGCUUCUACCUGAGAGCCCUACAGCUCCCCAACAACACCCACCCCGAGGUGCCCAUUGGGGACGAGAGUCAGGCCCGAGUGCUGGAGGUGGUGGGGGAGAAGCCAGUGUUUGACUUCAAGCCGAAGGGGCACUUGGAGCUGGGCGAGGGGCUGGACAUCAUCCGGCAGCGGCGCCUCUCGCACGUCUCUGGCCAUCGCUCCUAUUACCUGUGUGGGGCCGCGGCGCUGCUGGAGCACGCCCUGGUUCGCUUCGCCAUGGCCAAGCUGCUCAGCAAGGGCUUCCUCCCCAUGACAGUCCCGGACCUGCUGCGCGGCGCUGUCUUUGAGGGUUGUGGGAUGCAGCUGCACCUCAGCCCCUCACCCGUGUACAGUAUUGACCCUGCACGCUUUGAGGACCUGAGCCUGGCUGGGACAGCCGAGGUUGGCAUCGCUGGGUACUUCAUGGACCAUGCGGUGCGGCUGCAGGAUUUACCCAUUAGGGUUGUCUGCUCCAGCACUUGCUACCGCGCUGAGACAGACACGGGGCGGGAGCCGUGGGGGCUGUACCGGGUGCACCAGUUCACCAAGGUGGAGAUGUUUGGGGUGACAGCAGUCGAGAGUGGGGCUGAGAGUGGGGCGCUGCUGGCCGAGUUCCUGGCAAUGCAGAAGGAGAUCUUCUCUGAGCUGGGCCUCCAUUACCGCGUCCUGGACAUGCCCACGGAGGAGCUGGGGCUCCCUGCCUACCGCAAGUUCGACAUUGAGGCCUGGAUGCCAGGACGGGGCAAAUAUGGGGAGAUCUCCAGUGCUUCUAACUGCACCGAUUACCAGAGCCGGCGCCUCAACAUCAUGUACAGCGAUGGGGCCGGGCAGCUGCGCCAUGCACACACGGUGAAUGGCACAGCCUGCGCCGUGUCCCGCAUGCUCAUCGCCCUCUUGGAGUGCAACCAGCUACCGGACGGCCGUGUGCGAGUGCCCCCGGCCCUGCAGCCCCUGGUGGGGCUGGAUGUGAUCCCCCGGCCCCCAGCGCCACGCCUGCACUACAUUGGCCCCAACCAGCCUGGGGGGGGACCCUGAGGAGCCCCCAAAGUGUGGGGCAGACCCCUCAGUGGCCCCCAACAAUUGGGGGGGACACACC
Pezoporus occidentalis (night parrot) is the source of this 1606-nucleotide messenger RNA. It is a transcript of the gene SARS2, whose product is annotated as seryl-tRNA synthetase 2, mitochondrial. The transcript has 16 exons. Gene Ontology annotation, molecular function: ATP binding; tRNA binding; serine-tRNA ligase activity. Gene Ontology annotation, biological process: mitochondrial seryl-tRNA aminoacylation. The record is from RefSeq and is a predicted model, not a curated record. Bases 46 to 1545 code for a protein of 499 amino acids. Gene Ontology annotation, cellular component: mitochondrion. Lineage: Eukaryota; Metazoa; Chordata; Aves; Psittaciformes; Psittacidae.